Paramecium sonneborni is the source of this 273-nucleotide messenger RNA. The record is from the annotation of a GenBank genome assembly. NCBI's taxonomy places the organism in Eukaryota, Ciliophora, Oligohymenophorea, Peniculida, Parameciidae.
AUGGAUUCAUAAAUACUUGUAGAGCAAAGUUGCCAAAGACAAACUAGGAAAAAUCAUACUUUUGGACCUUGUGCAAGCUUAGGAUAAUUAACAGCUAAAGAAUUAUAUGAUGAAUCUAAAAAGAACUUGACUGUUUCUUUCAAAUAAAAAGAUGAUGUUAUUAUUGUCGAAAAUUGGAAGAAAUAUAACGUUGAUGUUAGCAAUCCUAAUUUUCAAAUUUAAUAUAAUCAUAAAUCAAAUACUGGAUGUUGGAAUAUCUGUGUUACUUUUUGA